AAACAAUUUCUGCUGGGAUCGCUGAUCAACGUCUGAAGUCACCAGUCAACAGUUUUUGGUGAGCUUCUUUCACGACGUGGUCAAUUAUUUAAUUCUCGGUCUUCAAUAUUUAUGCGAAAUACUAGUAAGUGCGCUGUAUCUUUCCCGUCACAUCUUUGCCUUUACUACUAUUCGGAAGGUUUUUGAAAGGUGAAAUCUAACACUCGACCGCAAAAAAAAAGCAUUCCUGAGAUGGCGGAUGAAGCACACGACAAUGGGACAAGCAACGGAGACGUUCCAGAAAUUGAACUGAUAAUCAAGGCUUCAACGAUAGAUGGAAGACGAAAAGGCGCCUGUCUUUUUUGUCAAGAAUACUUCAUGGACCUUUACUUACUAGCCGAAUUGAAGACGAUUUCCCUUAAAGUAACAACCGUUGACAUGCAGAAGCCACCCCCAGACUUUCGCACCAAUUUCCAAGCAACUCCCCCGCCCAUUUUGAUUGACAAUGGCGAUGCUAUUCUGGAAAAUGAAAAAAUUGAAAGACACAUCAUGAAGAAUAUUCCAGGUGGACAUAAUCUCUUCGUUCAGGAUAAAGAAGUUGCAACACUCGUCGAGAAUCUUUUCACUAAAUUGAAGCUCCUGUUUUUAAACGCAAAAGAAAAGGACAAAGACCCAAAAUCGUCUUCAUUAAUGGCACAUCUGCGCAAGAUUGACGAGCACUUGGGACGCAAAGGCACUAGAUUCUUGACUGGCGACACCAUGUGCUGCUUCGACUGCGAGUUGAUGCCCCGUUUACAGCAUAUCAGAGUCGCUGGAAAGUAUUUUGCAGAUUUUGAAAUACCAGAAACACUGGUAAACUUAUGGAGAUACAUGCACCACAUGUACAGACUAGAUGCAUUCCUGCAGAGCUGUCCAGCUGAUCAGGACAUCAUCAAUCAUUAUAAACUACAGCAGAGUAUGAAAAUGAAGAAACACGAGGAGCUCGAGACACCCACAUUUACCACCAGUAUCCCCAUCGAGGUUAAUGACGAUUAGACAUCGAAAUUAUCUUUAUGGGAUGAAAAACGAUGGCGAAAAAAUAAAUUUCCUUUCGGUCUUGGUACAAGUCCCUGUGGGUCUACUGGAACAUUGAAUCAAAGUGUUUUCAGAAAUUAUAAAGAAACAAUCUGUCGCUAUUUCCUAAAAACUUCGAUACAGUUGACUAAUGUGUCUUAUAUUUUCAGACUUUCAGAAAAAUAUAUAAUUAAUCUCAAAGUACAUACCUUGGCAAUACUGGAAGUGUUCAAAAAGAAUUCAAUUAAGAGAUUUCCAAUUGAAUAGCGAGGGAAUAAAAUAGUUUGAAUUAUCAAUAAAUAUCUAUUUUAUGAAGAGGAAUAUCGAUAUUGCAAAAAAAAAAUUUUACAGCCAAGUAGGCGCAAAGCUUUACCUAAACAAUUUAUUUUUACAUUUAGAGACGUCUGAAUUCAAAUUAAGAUUUUGUCAAAGGCUCAGUUGUAAAUCUUCGAAAUCUUAAAGCAAAGUAUUUUUCCUUACUGCUUUUCAUCACUUCUCAUCUGGACAUUAGUAUUACAUAUUCCCCAAACUCGAAAACUAUUUUUAAGCAUUCUCAUAAACCAAAUUACUAUCUCGAUCAAAUUCCUAAACACUGAAUGAAAACUAACGGAUUCCGCUCUUCGGCAAUGAAUUGUUGGAACUAUGACGUAUGUUCUUGAAACAACCUCUUGUUACUAGUAUGUGAAUUAUUGGUUCUUCUUUACGUCUUGUUUAUUACUUCUUCUAUUUAGAAAUAUGCGGUAAUGCUUUAUGCAAAGCCAAUCAAAACAGAUGAACACUCGGGGUAGGAAUCAUAUAAAGUUGCUUGAUGAUAAGUUGUGACCUAUCUUCCUUUAGCAAAAUGAAAAAAAUGUAGAAAUAACGUGUAAUUUGAGCAUUAAAUUUGCAUGAACAGCUGGAAAAAUUGUUCUGUGUCAAAUUUGAAAGAUACCACAAACUUCACAACUCGCGGGUAAAAUUCGAUAAAUUCACCUAAUUUUUUUUCCCUGAAAUUCUGUUGACUUGUGCUGCUAUUCUAUACAAAGCUUCUGCAGAAAGUUUUAGAAUAGUAUUAAAACAUUUUAUGUAUUUUUUCGUUGAUUCCUAUUAAAAACCAUGUCACAUUCUUAUCUAAAUAUUGAAUAAUUAUUUUAUGAAAAAAAAUCACUGAUUAUAUGCAUCAUUCUUCUGGAAUAUUUGGUUUUAAAAUUGAGCAAUCCCUGAAAAAAUAGAGCACAGAAAAAGAUCAAUUUUCCUUUGGCUUAUUAAAGUCGGUGGGUUUAAACGCGUUUUGAAUGUGUGGGCUAUUUUCUCCUGGUCGACUUCUCCUGCCUACCAAAUCUGAGAAAGCAAAUUGGAAUAAUUAUAACACCCAUGGAUUCUCUAUGUAAUUGUAAACGAUGUGUGGUUGCCAAUUCGAAGGAAAGCAUUGUCUAUUGAAUUUAUCUAUUGAAUUGGUUCAUCACGUGAGAACCUUUCGUUAUUGUUCAGAUUGUACUUAAGUUAGAAAUUAGUCAUGGUAUUUUUUUUUCUCAUUAACACCGAUUAAUUCAUUUUUUUCUUUUUUGUGUUUUUCUGUAAACAGAAACACCUGAAAUUUAUGGCGAGCCUGUUUUAUAAAAAUAUAAUGUACUUGACUAGUGGUAUUUCUAUAUUAUUAAUAAAGAUUAUUGUAAUAUUACGUAACCGUUUGGUUUAUACGCUUGAAUGAAAUAAAUUGGAAUUAUAAACGUG
Fopius arisanus is the source of this 2745-nucleotide messenger RNA. It is a transcript of the gene Clic, whose product is annotated as chloride intracellular channel protein 5. The record is from RefSeq and is a predicted model, not a curated record. The transcript has 4 exons. Gene Ontology annotation, biological process: chloride transport. Gene Ontology annotation, molecular function: chloride channel activity. NCBI's taxonomy places the organism in Eukaryota, Metazoa, Arthropoda, Insecta, Hymenoptera, Braconidae. Gene Ontology annotation, cellular component: cytoplasm; apical plasma membrane. The coding region runs from base 232 to 1014 and encodes 260 amino acids.